Acanthopagrus latus (yellowfin seabream) is the source of this 2146-nucleotide messenger RNA. RefSeq names its product cleavage and polyadenylation specificity factor subunit 7-like. Gene Ontology annotation, cellular component: mRNA cleavage and polyadenylation specificity factor complex. The record is from RefSeq and is a predicted model, not a curated record. The transcript has 9 exons. Gene Ontology annotation, biological process: mRNA alternative polyadenylation. Lineage: Eukaryota; Metazoa; Chordata; Actinopteri; Spariformes; Sparidae. Bases 451 to 1821 code for a protein of 456 amino acids. Gene Ontology annotation, molecular function: mRNA binding.
GCAAUGUUCACGUAGCCAACGGUUAGCUACAUUAGCAUUAGCAGAUCAAAGAGCGAGCCCAUGGUAGUCCGAAUCCAUUUAAAUGAGCAUUCACUCACGAAACACCGUGCACGUGUUAUCAACGUGUUAAUUAAAACAUUAUGGCCUGAGUAAUGUCCGCUUGUGUUCUCGGUUGGUCAUUUUUGCCUGUCCUAGCUAGUAACGGUGUUAUUUUAGCGGUCUCGAGCGGAACGUUGUUUAACGUUAGCUGUCGAUAGAAACAAGGCGUAACGACAACAACAAUGGCUGUAUGUUGACCAUGCACUUGUCGGCAUGCACUAAUAUUUGGCUAGGUGUAACGCUACUGGUAGUGGUAAUUUGCUAAGUGUAACGUCACUAAGUUGCACUAAAAACACAAGACUAACUAGGUUAACUGCAGUGCCAUCAACUGGAUCAUCUUAGGCCCGCAGGAUGGCUGCUGCAGGACGUGCGGCUGGACCAAGCACCUCCAAUACGGAUCUCAUAGAUCUUUACGGUGAUCUGAAUCACACCGACGAGGAACUGGACAGAAUCGCUGAAGCAAAUGAACUUUUUGAUGCAGUUCUGACGGGGGCAGUCAAUCAGGACAAGAAAGUUACAACAAAUGUGGCACCUCCGACAGACACAUCAGCUCAAGAGAAGGCAAAAACAACAACAGAGAAUUGUAAAAAAGCAGGAAAUUCACUGAGGAAGCUGUCUUUGUAUAUUGGAAAUUUCCCCUGGUGGACAUCUGAUAAGGACCUCCUUAGCAUGGCUCAAACGUUGGGUGUAAUGGACAUGAUAGACAUCAAAUUUGCUGAGAACAGAAUUAAUGGCCAGUCAAGAGGAUAUGCAGAGGUGGUUGUAACCUCAGAAGAGUCAUUAAAAAUAUUGUUGGAAAAAGUACCCCACUGUGAACUCCAUGGGGAAAGGAUAGACUGUCGCUUUGCCACUCGCCAGAACCUCACCAUGUUUGAGGACACAGCUAAUAAACGUAUACCCAUGCGUGCACAAUCCAAAGACCCUAACGACACAGAGCCUUUGGAAAAGAUUCCCUCAUUAUUAUCGCAGGAGCCCAGCCCUCCCCCUAUACCUCCACUUUUUCCAUCAAACAGGUUUCCCUCAUUACCCAGCCCUUUCCUUGGUCGGCCUCCUCCUCUCUUCCCACAUAUGCUGCCCAACAUCCCUCCACCACUGCCACCCCCUUUGUUUCCUCCUCCUCCAGUUCAUGUUCUUGGCCAACCACCUCCCAGUCUGCAUACGAAUCCAGCAUUGGUCAAUCCGGCACAAGACGGUCACAGCAGCAAAUCUUACAGCCAACAAAAACACACACAUACAGAUGCAGAAUUUGAGGAGCUGAUGAACAGAAACCGAGCUGUUGCCAGCACUGCUAUCACCAAGGCUGUGUCUGGAGCAACAGCUGGAGAACUGCGGGUGGCUAUGGAGACUCUUCUAACUGCCAUCGCCAUCAUAAAGCAGUCCAAAGUGUUUGGAGAUGAACGCUGCCAAGCCCUGGUCACCUCACUCAAAGACUGUCUCGUCUCUAUCCAGGGCAACUACGGCUACAGCAGAAGCAGCAGUCGUUCUGGGGAUGAAGAAAGAGAAAGAGACCGGGACCGGGAUAGGGACCGGGAUAGGGACCGGGUGCGUGACAGAGAACGAGAGCGUGAUAGAGAACGCGACAGGGAAGAUUCCUCUGGUUGGGAAAGUCGAAGACGCAAAGAAAGCUCCUCGAGUAGGGAGAGGGACAAGGAACGCUCACGAGAACGGGAAAGGCACAGAGAUUACAGAGAGCACAGAGAGCACAGAGACCGUUACCGUUAAUUUGACUGAUCGAGUGUUUGUGAAGCAGACUGAAGACAGGACCUUUUGUUUGUGCAUCAAACUUUGUAAAAUCUGGAGUUAUAAAUUGUGAGACUGAAGAUGUAUCUCCAACAGCCUAAAGUGUACUGUUAUUUGUUCCUCGUUCAUCUGUACAUACUGGGACUUUCAAGGACAACAUGUGGUUGUAGACCUGUUGCUGGCACAUGUGAUCCAAUGCUUGCAUGCACAGGAACACUGCUGAUUAACUUAUGUAAUGUAGUGUAACAUUUUCAUCACUUUCUUUUGUAUUAAAUUACAAAUUAAAAAAAACAUUCCGACAAUGUAA